AUGUCCCCGGUACCUGACUACUCCAAUCAUCGAGAUGCCAUGGAAAAUGGUGAUGAUGAACUAGAUUAUACUGAUAUUGAAGCUAGAUACCACGUACAAGUCCCAAAAGGAUUUGAUCGAAUAGUCGUAGUAGACGGCGUCCCAAUAGUCGAUGAUGCAAAAGAACAAAAGCUACUACCCGUCAUCAAACGUGUCUUUAAGGAUGUUGGAAAUAUUAUAGAAGGAGGCAUCUUUCAUCCCAAAGAUGCCGAAUCUGGCAAAUCAAAAGGAUUUAUGUUUAUCGAAUUCGAAACUGCAGACCAAGCAGUCCAAGCCGUCAGACGUGGAAACGGCUAUGCUCUAGACAGAACACAUACCCUAUCUGUAAACAAAUUCGAUGACGUCGAAACAUUCACCGAGAUGGACCAAGAAUACAAGGAUCCUGAAACGGCUACUCUCAAAGAAAAGGAACACUUGAAGAGUUGGUUGAUGGAUGCUAGAGCUAGAGACCAAUUCGUCCUGAUGAAGGCUGAAGAAGUAUCUGUGUUAUGGAAUAAUAAGACCGAAGCUCCAGAUGUCGGAUGGACAGACUACUACGUACAGUGGUCGCCAAAGGGUACCUACCUGACUACAUUCCAUAAACAAGGUGUCCAAUUAUGGGGCGGUCCAAAUUGGGACAGAAUCAACAAGUUUGCCCAUCCAAAUGUAAAGUUGCUCGACUUUAGUCCUAGUGAAACGUAUAUGGUCACAUGGAGCUCUGAGCCAUUCAUGACUCCUGAAGGAGAAUCACAUCACGUUAUCGUAUGGGAUGUCUUAUCAGGAAGCCGAUUACGAUCCUUCUCUGUUGACCCAACAUCCAUGCAACGAGACGGAAAAGCUGAAGCUCAAGCCAGCUUCCAAAACUGGCCAAUGUUCAAAUGGUCGUUUGAUGACAAGUAUGUGGCUAGAGCUACUCUAGGUCCGCAAGGAAUGAUUCAAAUAUAUGAAACCCCAAGUAUGGUCUUACUUGACAAGAAGAGCAUCAAGAUUGAGAAUUUGAUGAGCUUUGGAUGGUCUCCUGCUGAUCACUUGAUUGCUUAUUGGACACCGGAGGCUGGCAAUAUUCCAGCACGAGUUACUGUGCAGCGUAUACCAUCUCGUGAAAUCGUACGAACCAAGAACCUCUUCAACGUACUGGAUGCUAAAAUGGCAUGGCAAUCCAGUGGUGAUUACCUACUAGUCAAAGUAGAUAGGGCAAAGACCAAAAAGUUGUCAUUCACCAACUUUGAAAUCUUCCGCGUAAAGACAAAGGAAAUUCCCGUUGACGUAGUUGAGUUCAAAGCUGGUGAAGCCGUUGGUAAAGUCUUUUGGGAACCUCAUGGUGAUCGAUUCGUAGUAUUAUCAUCCGAAGGCCAAGUCUCUCGAGUGUAUCUGUACGAAAUGCAAUCUGCCCAACCAAUCACAAAACCAGGUGCUACGCCGACGCUAUCCGAAGUAGUAGGGAACGCCAAACUUAUAAAACAAGUCGACCGUAAAUCCUCUAUAAAUGACUGUGUAUGGUCACCAAAAGGUCGAUUCUAUGUAUUAGCAGCCGUACGAACAUCCGGUGAUUUAGAAUUCUGGGAUGCUGAUGAAGCAACCAUGAUGAAUUCAGGAGAACACUAUUCCAUGACGGAUACACCAGUAUGGGAUCCUACAGGUCGAUAUGUCAUAUCGUCUGUAUCGUGGUGGAGAGUGCAGUCAGAUACAGGAUACACAAUCUGGUCCUUUAUUGGAAACAAGCUCCAUACCGCCGUCGUACCCGUAUUCAAGCAAAUCUCAUGGAGACCACGUCCAGUAACACUCUUAACCAAGGAUGAUCAAAAACGUAUACGUAAAUCGAUAAAAGAGUAUUCCAAAGAAUUCGAAGAAGCUGAUGCUGCCACCACUUCUAAAGCAUCACAAGAGGUUGUUGAACGCCGAUUGUCAUUGUGGAAGGAAUGGCGAGAUUACCGAGCUCGUUGUGAAGAUGAUUAUAAAAAGGAACGACGAGCCAGAACGGAAGUGUAUGGAUUUGAUCCUGAUAGUGUUGAACAGGAUGAAGGUGAUUUCGAUGAGACUGUGGAAGAGGUUAUUGAGGAGGUGGAAGAAGAUGGUUGGAAUUGA
Molecule: messenger RNA, 2103 nt
Organism: Synchytrium microbalum
Lineage: Eukaryota; Fungi; Chytridiomycota; Chytridiomycetes; Synchytriales; Synchytriaceae
Exons: 7
Coding region: 1-2103 (700 amino acids)
Biological process (GO): translational initiation
Cellular component (GO): eukaryotic translation initiation factor 3 complex
Molecular function (GO): translation initiation factor activity; translation initiation factor binding; RNA binding
Source: RefSeq, a predicted model, not a curated record